This is a messenger RNA of Sciurus carolinensis (gray squirrel), 3599 nucleotides long. It is a transcript of the gene Ptprn, whose product is annotated as protein tyrosine phosphatase receptor type N. The coding region runs from base 88 to 3027 and encodes 979 amino acids. The transcript is spliced from 23 exons. The record is from RefSeq and is a predicted model, not a curated record. Gene Ontology annotation, biological process: protein dephosphorylation. Gene Ontology annotation, molecular function: protein tyrosine phosphatase activity. Lineage: Eukaryota; Metazoa; Chordata; Mammalia; Rodentia; Sciuridae. Gene Ontology annotation, cellular component: secretory granule.
GGCAGGCCCCGCCUUGGCUCCUCUGGCAGGCUCCCGCCAGCGUCGCUGCGACUCUGGCGGGGGAGCGAGUGCUAGGAGCCUGGAAGGAUGCGGCGCCCGCGGCGGCCUGGGGGUCCCGGGGGGUCCGGGGGCCUCCGGCUGCUCGUCUGUCUCCUGCUGCUGAGCAGCCACCCGGGAGGCUGCAGCGCCAUUAGUGCCCACGGCUGUCUGUUUGACCGUAGACUCUGCUCUCACCUCGAAGUCUGUAUUCAGGAUGGUUUGUUUGGACAGUGCCAGGUGGGAGUGGGGCAGGCACGGCCCCUUUUGCAAGUCACCUCUCCAGUUCUCCAACGCUUACAAGGUGUGCUCCGACAGCUCAUGUCUCAAGGAUUAUCCUGGCAUGAUGACCUCACGCAGUAUGUGAUAUCUCAGGAGAUGGAGCGCAUCCCCAGGCUUCGCCCCCCAGAGCCCCGCCCAAGGGACAGAUCUGGCUUGGUGCCCAGGAGACCCGGUCCUGCUGGGGAGCUGCUAUCACAGGGCAUCCCCACUGGUUCUGCCCCUGCUGCCCAGGGGCUUCCUCGACCUCCAGUGGGUGGGGGUGGAGCUGGGGCAGGCUCCCCACUGUCCCCUCUGCAGGCUGAGUUGCUGCCCCCUCUUUUGGAGCAUCUUCUGCUGCCCCCGCAGGCUCCCCACCCUGCCCUGAGUUAUGAACCUACCUUGUUGCAGCCCUACCUAUUCCACCAGUUUGGCUCCCGGGAUGGCUCCCGGAGCCCAGAGAGCUCACCAGGAAUGGUCAGUGUUGGUCCCCUUCCCAAGGCUGAAGCUCCUCCCCUGUUGAGCAGAACUGCCUCCAAGGGCAUGUUUGGGGCCCAUUCUGGUCACUCCUAUGGGGACCUUCCUGGGCCCUCACCUGCUCAGCUUUUCCAGGAUUCAGCAUUGCUUUAUUUGGCCCAGGAAUUGCCAGUCCCCAGCAGGGCCAGGAUACCAAGGCUGCCAGAGCAAGGGGGCGGCAGUCGGGCAGAAGACUCCUCAGAGGGCUAUGAGGAGGAAGGACUAGUGGGUCGUGGGGAGAAGCCUUCUUCCCCAGCAGUACAGCCAGCAGACAUAACCCUGCAGAGACUGGCCACUGUCCUUGCGGGCUAUGGAGUGGAGUUGCGCCAACUGACCCCUGAGCAGCUUUCCACACUCUCAACCCUGCUGCAGCUGCUACCCAAGGGCACAGGAAGAAAUCUGGGAGGGGUUGUGAAUGUUGGAGCUGAUGUCAAGAAAACCACGGAGGAGCAGGUGCAGGGUGGAGACUUUGCAGAACCUCCACCCCCAACACCCUCCCUGCCCGGGUACCCCACUGCCAGCCCUAUCUCCAAUAAAGACCAGCAGCUACUGAACCCUGCGCCUUCUGAGCCCCCCAAAGCUGCAAGUCCCUCCACUACACCUGUCCUGCUGGAGAAGAAAAGUUCACCAGGCCAAAUCCAGCCCACAGUGAUGGGACAACCUUUAGCUCGACCAUCAGCAGAGGAGUAUGGUUACAUCGUCACUGACCAGAAACCCCUGAGCCUGGCUGCAGGAGUGAAGCUGCUGGAGAUCCUGGCUGAGCAUGUGCACAUGUCCUCAGGCAGCUUCAUCAACAUCAGUGUGGUGGGACCGGCCCUCACCUUUCGCAUCCGGCACAAUGAACAGAACCUGUCUUUGGCGGAUGUGACCCUGCAAGCUGGGCUGGUGAAGUCUGAACUGGAAGCGCAGACAGGGCUCCAGAUCUUGCAGACAGGAGUGGGACAGAGGGAGGAGGCAGCCGCAGUCCUUCCCCGACCAGCCCACAGCACCUCUCCCAUGCGCUCAGUGCUGCUUACUCUGGUAGCCCUGGCAGGUGUCGCCGGGCUGCUAGUGGCUUUGGCAGUGGCUCUGUGUAUGCGCCAGCACUCGCGGCAGCGGGACAAGGAGCGCCUGGCAGCCCUGGGGCCUGAGGGGGCCCAUGGUGACACGACCUUUGAGUACCAGGACCUGUGUCGCCAACAUAUGGCCACAAAGUCCCUGUUCAACCGGGCAGAGGGUCCACCAGAGCCUUCGAGGGUGAGCAGUGUGUCCUCCCAGUUCAGUGAUGCGGCCCAGGCCAGCCCCAGCUCCCACAGCAGCACGCCAUCCUGGUGCGAGGAGCCUGCACAGGCCAACAUGGACAUCUCCACGGGACACAUGAUUCUGGCAUACAUGGAGGACCACCUGCGGAACCGGGACCGCCUGGCCAAGGAGUGGCAGGCCCUGUGUGCCUACCAAGCAGAGCCGAACUCCUGCGCCACUGCACAGGGAGAGGGCAACAUCAAGAAGAACCGCCAUCCGGACUUCCUGCCCUAUGACCAUGCCCGCAUCAAGCUGAAGGUGGAGAGCAGCCCUUCUCGAAGUGAUUACAUCAAUGCCAGCCCCAUUAUUGAACACGACCCGAGAAUGCCAGCCUACAUAGCUACGCAGGGACCGCUGUCCCAUACCAUCGCAGACUUCUGGCAGAUGGUAUGGGAGAGCGGCUGCACUGUCAUCGUCAUGCUGACCCCACUGGUGGAGGAUGGCGUCAAGCAGUGUGACCGCUACUGGCCAGAUGAGGGCUCCUCUCUGUAUCAUGUAUAUGAGGUGAACCUGGUGUCGGAGCACAUCUGGUGCGAGGACUUCCUGGUAAGGAGCUUCUACCUGAAGAACGUACAGACCCAGGAGACGCGCACGCUCACGCAGUUCCACUUCCUCAGCUGGCCGGCAGAGGGCACGCCGGCCUCCACCCGGCCGCUGCUGGACUUCCGCAGGAAGGUGAACAAGUGCUACCGGGGCCGCUCCUGCCCCAUCAUCGUGCACUGCAGUGAUGGUGCAGGGAGGACUGGCACCUACAUCCUCAUUGACAUGGUAUUGAACCGCAUGGCGAAAGGAGUGAAGGAGAUUGACAUUGCUGCCACCCUGGAACAUGUCCGUGAUCAGCGACCUGGCCUUGUCCGCUCUAAGGACCAGUUUGAAUUUGCCCUGACAGCUGUGGCAGAGGAGGUGAACGCCAUCCUCAAGGCCCUACCCCAAUGAGAACCCCCAGAGCCUCCUAGUGGGCAGCCCAGCCUCUGUUCCCUCUGCCUGUGUGAGCAUCUAUCUGUAUACCUACUCCUCAGCCCCCACCCACCACCUUGGUCCCCCUUGGGCACCCCCAGCCCUUCCAAGAGCAGCGUGUAAGCGAGGGGAAGUGGGAAGGGCAGGCCUGUGCAGCCUCACGCAUGCCAGAGCUGGGGCAGCCACUAGAGGAGCUGGCAGUGGCCAGGAGGAGAGGAGAGGACGUAGGCAGCAAAUCUACCCAAGCCUUCUCCUGCUUGAAUUCCCUGGGCCCUCUUUGUGGUUCUGGAUGCUCCUGACACCUCUGUGUAUUCCCCUGGCCUGCUGUGUGAACACAGCAGGGUGGGGUGCACCAGCUUUCCCAGCCCUGCUGCUACUGGCCUGCCGCCUUGACCCUCACACAGGGACUCUCCUCCCUGCCCCCAGGGCCUCCUCUCUCUACCCUCCUGCCAUGUGCCAAUCAACCUCUUCCUCUGGCACAAGAGAGCAUUUCUAGAAAAAUCUACUUUUGUAUCAAUGUGAAUAAAGUUAGUGUUGUCUGUGCAGCUGCA